This is a messenger RNA of Anastrepha ludens (Mexican fruit fly), 767 nucleotides long. RefSeq lists its product as uncharacterized. The record is from RefSeq and is a predicted model, not a curated record. Gene Ontology annotation, cellular component: nucleus. Bases 45 to 767 code for a protein of 240 amino acids. The transcript is spliced from 4 exons. Lineage: Eukaryota; Metazoa; Arthropoda; Insecta; Diptera; Tephritidae.
UUCAAUUUAUUGUUUUAUUAAUAAUUUUUGUAUAUUGCUUUAGGAUGACAUCGACAGCUACCAAAAGAAGCCGUGCCACAUCCGAGCAGCUAAAUCGCCUGCUUGACUACCUAAUGGAAGUCCCGGGUCUAGCAGGAUCUAGGUUCCACAGCCUCCAUGGUAAGUACGAGUGCGACAAAAAGUGGAGCGAGCUAGCAGCAAAAUUAAAUAGUCUGGGUGGAGCAGUGAAGACGGUGAAUCAAUGGCAAACGGUAUGGCGGGACUUAAAAAGCCGCACCAGCAUUAAAGCACGGAAUCGGCGAAGGCAACAAGCUUUAACUGGGAACAGGCCAAUCAGCGAGGAGCCCCUAACGGAAUUCGAGAGGCGGGUGUCUGCUCUUAUAGGGGAGGAGUAUAUGAAGGGCCACGAUUCAACCCCUGAAAAUAUUCCACUAGAGGAGGUAAUCCAAAUGGGUAUCGAAGUGGAAGAUGAAAGGGUGAUUUCGGAAGCCCCGUCGCCUUUACGGACGCCACUGGCAGAGAAUUUCACGCUGAGGUCAGGUAAUUCCCAUAUCUCAGACAGGAGAACACCACGGGCGAGCUUGAAAAGAAAGCGCAUGGAAGAAGACGGUAAUGCUCGGAAGAAAUUUUUGGAAAUAGCAGAAAAACAGGCAGAUGCACUAAAGAUGCUAGCCCAGUCGAGUAUAGAAACAGUAGAAGUCGCGAAACAACAAGCAGAUGCUUUAAAGGUAAUUUAUUUUCAACACAUAAAAGUGGCAUUUUAUUAA